Molecule: messenger RNA, 1172 nt
Organism: Lycium barbarum (goji berry)
Lineage: Eukaryota; Viridiplantae; Streptophyta; Magnoliopsida; Solanales; Solanaceae
Exons: 6
Coding region: 224-799 (191 amino acids)
Source: RefSeq, a predicted model, not a curated record
CUUACCAUAACAUUCUUGCCAGUUGUUCUAAUCUCACUCAAGGCCAACUCAGACUGCAGUUCCCUUUCGUGACAGACACGUGUCAGUCACCAACGAAAUAUCUUGAUAAGCUCGUGAAGAACCCCGAAAGCAGAAGAUUCUAAACUACCUGAAAUUUUCAUCCCCGAAAAACUAAUUAGCUGAGAAAAACUUGCAGUUUUAAAGUUGGAGUAACUGAAAGAAAAUGGAGGGAGAUGGGGAAGGAGCAGCGAGAGAGCGAUCAAUUUCACCAACUAGAGCCCGACCCGGAUCCGACCCGUUCCUGGUGACCUGUAGAGUGUUCAGCUUUGUUACUGCCUUGGCUGCUAUUCUCUGCGUUGCUGUUAAUGCUUACUCUGCCGUGAGAUCAUUUAUGCAUGGUUAUGACGUAUUUGAUGGAAUUUUGCGCUGUUAUGCCGUGUUAAUUGCAAUUGUUGUGGUCGUUGCGGAGACCGAGUGGAGCUUUUUCAUAAAGUUCUGGAAGGUGUUGGAGUUUUUAGCUGGAAGGGGCAUGCUCCAGAUCUUCGUUGGUGUGAUGACCAGAGCUUAUCCUGAAGUAUAUGGGCAAAGGAAGAACCUCAUUCUUCUCCAGAACAUAGCUAGCUACUUUCUUAUUGCCUGUGGUGCAGUUAACAUUAUAUCAGGAUUGUUGUGCUUUGGAUUUAUCAAACGUGCGCGCCAGGCGAAAGAAGUCUCCAGGGAGCAAGCGAUUCAGGAUCUGCAGGAAUUGGAGCGUCGUAGAGAAGAGCUUGAAGCACUGUUGAUACAAGAGAGGGCUUGAGAACAUAGAGCUGAUAUUAUGCUACAGCAAAACCCACUGUCGAUAGUGAGGAGAAAUCUCGGAAAGGAGAGCUCAAAUCAACAAAUUUGAUGGUCGUGUGUUUUUACAUGCCUUGUAAACAUAUUUGAGAUUGAAAUUUUUUCACUAUGUAUGUAUGGCAAAAUCUGUGCAGUUUGCAUAGAUCACUUUCCUAAUGGCAGUAAUUGUCUGUUGUGAACUAGGUGGUUGUCUAUUCCUUCAUUCCUUGUUAGUUCUAGACAGUUAAUUAAAUCUAAGAAGCAGCACCUGCUCGUAUUGUUUUUGUGUUAGAGCAGGAUGAAUUAUUUAACUUAUUAUUCAGGAGCCUUUUACAAAACCCUUUUUUAAUGGCGUU